Messenger RNA from Eptesicus fuscus (big brown bat), 1520 nucleotides. It is a transcript of the gene RIBC1, whose product is annotated as RIB43A domain with coiled-coils 1. Bases 205 to 1359 code for a protein of 384 amino acids. NCBI's taxonomy places the organism in Eukaryota, Metazoa, Chordata, Mammalia, Chiroptera, Vespertilionidae. The transcript has 8 exons. The record is from RefSeq and is a predicted model, not a curated record.
CGAGGAAGCAGACGCGAGGGAUCGGAGGUCAAACUUGCUGAGACAAGUCAGAAAUCAUAGUAGGGUUAUGCCCUCCGGGGCAGGAGGAAGAGUUCACAGACUGAAGCUAUAGCCCAAGAGCAGACGUGAACCUGAGCCAUUUGUUGGCUCCUGAAGCAGGACCCCAACUAGGAGCUUCAAAGUUGGGAGUCCUUGCUGAGAAAGAUGUUUCCCUACAGCCUGCCACCAGAUCCCAAGCAGGUGGCAGCCAUUGAGGCUAGACGAAAUCGCGAAAAGGAGCGACAGAAACGAUUCUUUGAUGUGCGCACCCGAGUCAUGGGGGUGGAUGUUGAAACUCUGAACAGCCAGGUAGAAGAGCGGAAGCUUCGGGAGGCCAGAGAGCGGAGCAAGGAUGAAGCUCACGGUACCGCCCAGGUCCACUAUGAUAUGGUAGCGCAGAUGCUAGAAAAGGAAGACGCAGAACGGACACGUCGCCUGGCCAAAAAAGUCCAAGAGUUUCGCGAGCAGAAACAACAGCUCAAGAAUAGGCGUGAAUUUAACCUUUGGGCUCCAGACCAACUCUGGAAGGGGUUUCAAGCCCUUCACGCUAACCGUGAUGCCCACUAUAACCCAUCCAGCCUGCAGUACUUCUCUGGGGAGGACCCGGGGAGGGCCAUGACCGUGAGAAUGCAGCAGGAACAGUUGAGAUACAACCUGGAGAAGCAGCUACACGAGCGACAGCAAGCCAGGGCUGAUGAAAGGCGUACCGAUGAGCUCCGUGAGAAGCUGCGUGUAGCUGUGGAAACUCGGGCCACCCAGCUGGCCAAGCUGGAGGAAUCUUGCCGCAUAGCCAUGAAGUAUGCCAUGGCCAAUGCCCACAAAGUCCAGGCAGCUGAGGUGGCUGAGCGGCGGCUCCAAGAAUAUCGGCGUGAACAGGAGGCCAAUUUGAAAGAGAUCCAUCACCAGAUCAAGAGUGACCUACUGAAUGAGAAACCCCAGAUCAUCCCACAACCUGUGACUAUGCCCCCUGCCUCCCGGAUCCUGCCCUAUGGCGGGAAGGGGAAGGCCGUGGUUCCAGAGAAGCAAACCAGCAUCAAGAAAGCCCAGGCAGCGCAAUGCCGUGAAAAGGAGGUGCAGCGGCGGGCCGAACAAGCACGGGAUGCCGAAUGGGACAGACAGGCCGCAUGCCUGGCCCAAGCGUCCCUGGAGCUAGAAGAACAGGAGAGGCAGCUGUGUGCUGAAUUCCGGAGGGGGCUGGGCUCCUUCAACCAGCAGCUGGCUUACGACCACAAAGCCCAGCAGAAUUACCUGAAUUCAAUGAUCUACAGCAAUCAACCUAUGGUCGCCUAUCACCUCCGCUUCAACCCCAGUAGCCGCUGAGCUCAAGACGGUCAUUUCUUCCUUCCCCCAGCCCCCAUGAAGCCCAUAGAAGCUAAGCAGUUAGAGGAAAAAUGCUGCAGAUUCCCCUUCCGUUCCCCAGAGGAAGAUAGCUGAGCCAGUACCCCCACCUGUGAGCGUAGGUAAUAAAGUUAUUCACUAAA